AAAAAAAAAACACAAAAGAGAGAAGUGGACAACAAAGAGAGGCAUCGAAGGAAGGACAACACGACACACAAGAAUAAAAGACUCUGGCGGUGGCAGAAGCAUAGGAGAGGACGCGAAACCCAGAAGAAGAAGAAGAAGAAAAUAGCAGAAGAAGGGGCGAGUGGGUAACUUUCUUCACGAGACCAGUCACCGGCAACAUCGUGAGCGACGAGUUUUUGUCGCUGCAGCUACCAUGGACUCCGAGGAUUACAUGUACGACAGUGACGUCGAGGAGACAACCUACGACGAUGACGAUCCCUACUAUUACAGCGACAAAGAAGAGGAGAACAUAGCUGUUGGUGACGAUGACGAUGAGUCAAGAAGGAACAAGAAGGCAAAACAAAGUUACAUUGUAUUGAAAGAAUCAGAUAUCCAACAACGUCAAGAGAACGAUAUCACCGAGGUAUCCAAUGUUCUUUCCAUAUCAAAAGCUGCCGCGACGGUGCUUCUCCUAAAUUACAAUUGGAGAGCGUGUGACGUUCAAGAUGAGUGGUUUGCUGAUGAAGAGAGAAUUAGAAAAAAAGUGGGUUUAUUUGAAAAACCGGCUUUUUUGCUGCCCAAUAAACUUGGAAAAGUUGAACUAACUUGUUCUAUAUGUUAUGAGAAUGUUCGUGUUUCUAUGAUGGGUUGGGUUAGUUGUGGUCAUCCCUUUUGUAGGGAGUGUUGGGAGAAGUAUGUGAGUGUGGCAAUUGAGGAUGGGGUUGGAUGUUUGACAUUGAGAUGUCCCGAACCGCGCUGUAACGCGGUGGUGGAUCGUGAUUCGAUUGAUUUGUUUGCUAAAAAGGAAGAUAAGGAGAGGUAUUCGCGGUAUUUGAUAAGGUCUUAUAUUGAGAGUAAUAAGAAGUAUAAGUGGUGUCCGAGUGCGGAUUGUGAGUAUGCAAUGGAGUUUUGUGAAGGAGGUGACGAAGAGUGCUAUGAUGUUUGUUGCCAUUGUAACAAUGGGUUUUGUUGGAAUUGUAUGGAUGAUGCACAUAGGCCAGUGGAUUGUGAGACUGUGGCUAAGUGGCAAUUGAAGAAUAGUUCUGAGGCUGAGAAUACAGCAUGGUUGUUGGUCAAUACAAAGCCAUGUCCAAAGUGUGGAAAACCCAUUGAGAAGAACCAAGGGUGCAUGCACAUGACAUGCCGGAAACCUUGUGAACAUGAGUUUUGCUGGAUGUGCCUUGGAACAUGGAAGGAGCAUGGUGAGAGAACAGGUGGGUUCUAUGCUUGUAAUACAUUCCAAAAGAAUAAGGAAGAGGGUAAGUAUAAUCAGGAUGAAGAUAUCAGAAAAAGAGCUGAGAAGCAUUUGGAAAAGUAUACUCAUUAUUACGAGAGAUGGGCAGGCAAUGAAUCAUCAAGGAAACAAGCUGUUAAGGAUUUAAAGCAAAUGCAAAAUGACUACAUGGUAAGACUUAGUGACCUAAGGGGGGCAACUACGCUCGAGCUUAAGUUCAUUACAGAGGCCUGGUUGCAGAUAAUUGAAUGUAGGAGAGUGCUUAAGUGGACAUAUGCAUAUGGGUAUUACCUCCCUGAGGAUGGAGACAAGAAAGCAAAAUCAAAAAAGGGGUUCUUUGAGUACUUGCAAGGUGAGGCAGAGUCUAAUUUGGAAAGGCUUCAUCAUUGUAUGGAGAAGGAUAUACAUAACUACCUCAACAAAGAGCGUCCAGAAGAAGAAUUCAAAAUUUUCAGAGCAAAGCUAUCCGAUCUUACCACAGUGACACGGAAUUACUUUGAGAAUCUGGUUAAGGCAUUGGAGAAUGGCCUAAAAGAUACUAGCUUUCAAGAGGCUUGCAGUUCGCAAGAAGCUUGCAGUUCACAAGAGGCUUGCAGCAAGAUAAAUAGUAAGACAUCAAGAAAGGGAGAAAGGACUAAGGGUAAGAGGAGACCUUAAUCAAAAAUAUUCAAUAGAAUAUGUUUCUUUGAACAAAGAAUUCCAUAGUAAAAAACAGUACUAAGCAAUUUUCGUAUGACUUCAGAUAUAUGUUAAGUAUUCUUUGUAAUCGAUCAAACACAUUCUGGAUUGA
Messenger RNA from Quercus lobata, 2042 nucleotides. Its product is annotated as probable E3 ubiquitin-protein ligase ARI5. Lineage: Eukaryota; Viridiplantae; Streptophyta; Magnoliopsida; Fagales; Fagaceae. The transcript is spliced from 2 exons. Gene Ontology annotation, molecular function: zinc ion binding; ubiquitin-protein transferase activity. The coding region runs from base 233 to 1909 and encodes 558 amino acids. Gene Ontology annotation, biological process: protein ubiquitination. The record is from RefSeq and is a predicted model, not a curated record.